GGCGUAUACGGAGGAACUGCGGCGCUCCCUGCAGUGGCGGCCGGUAGUGCAAAAGCUGACGUUCCCCAGUCAUCGAGGGCAGCAGGUCGAGUUGUUAUCGAAGGAGCUGUGAUAGACGGUGGAAGUGGCUGGAAAUCGAAAUGA
Haemonchus placei is the source of this 144-nucleotide messenger RNA. The record is from the annotation of a GenBank genome assembly. NCBI's taxonomy places the organism in Eukaryota, Metazoa, Nematoda, Chromadorea, Rhabditida, Trichostrongylidae.